CCUUUCUCCAGCUGGGCUGCUGCCCACCCAGCAGAUGGGGCCUGUGGGAGCUGCCUGCCCUACUCCACCCUCAUAAAAGCCCCCCCCGGGGCCCUGCCUGGUCAGUGUCGUGGACACAUCAGCAAGAUGGUGGACAUCUCUGUGCGCCUGAUGGCUCUGGCCCUUCUAGGAGCCGCAGUGUGUGGUGUGCAGUCCUCCCCGCAGUCCUCAAUGCCCUGUCGUCCACCUGCAGCGGCACAGCCCCGGGGUCGGAUCCUAGGGGGCAGGGAGGCCGAGUCCCACGCGCGGCCCUACAUGGCCUCGGUGCAGGUGAACGGAAUGCACGUGUGCGGCGGCUUCCUCGUGGCCGAGCAGUGGGUGCUGAGCGCAGCGCACUGCCUAGAGGAUGCGGCCGGCGGGAAGGUGCAGGUGCUCCUGGGCGCGCACUCCCUGUCACAGCCCGAGGCCUCCAAGCGCCUGUAUGACGUGCGCCGCGCGGUGCCCCACCCGGACAGCCGGCCGGAGACCAUCGAGCACGACCUCCUCCUGCUGCAGCUGUCUGAGAAGGCCGCGCUGGGCCCCGCCGUGCGCCCCUUGACCUGGCAGCGCGAGGACCGCGACGUGGCGCCCGGCACACUCUGCGACUUGGCCGGCUGGGGCGUGGUCAGUCACACCGGCCGCCGGCCCGACCGCCUGCAGCACGUGCUCCUGCCGGUGCUGGACCGCGCCACCUGUAACCUGCGCAUCUACCACGACGGCGCCGUCACCGAGCGCAUGAUGUGUGCGGAGAGCAAACGCCGGGACAGCUGCACGGGUGACUCCGGGGGUCCGCUGGUCUGCGGGGGCGUGGCCGAGGCCGUGGUCACGUCGGGCUCGCGCGUCUGCGGGAACCCCAAGAAGCCCGGGAUCUACACCCGCACGGCCAGCUACGUGGCCUGGAUCGACCGCGUCAUGGCCGAGGGCGAGGUCGCCUGAAGAGGACCCGGGGCAGGGUCAGCGGUCACCAGGGUUGUGGGGGACCCAGCAAUAAAGUUAUUCAGUCCUGCA
Molecule: messenger RNA, 1026 nt
Organism: Loxodonta africana (African savanna elephant)
Lineage: Eukaryota; Metazoa; Chordata; Mammalia; Proboscidea; Elephantidae
Gene: CFD
Product: complement factor D
Exons: 5
Coding region: 127-954 (275 amino acids)
Biological process (GO): proteolysis
Molecular function (GO): serine-type endopeptidase activity
Source: RefSeq, a predicted model, not a curated record